Molecule: messenger RNA, 4677 nt
Organism: Hyalella azteca
Lineage: Eukaryota; Metazoa; Arthropoda; Malacostraca; Amphipoda; Hyalellidae
Product: proline-rich protein 36-like
Exons: 1
Source: RefSeq, a predicted model, not a curated record
AGACCCCCGACGUACUACCACCCCAGCAGCGGCGCCGGCAGUUCUACAGCGUCUCUCCCCUACGCGGACGCUCCCACCUCUGCCGCCCACACCUACCCAGAAGUUGGCUACCACCUACCAGGUUCAGGCGGCCGUACAGGCUUCCCCUACCCUGGAGCUGCGGCCCCUUACCGUGGGGCUCAGCAGGGGCAUCAGGUGGACUCGUACUCUUCCUAUUAUGGGGCGCUAGAGCAGCCUGAUCCCCUCCGUGGGGCGUCGCUCCCUCACCAGUAUCCGUCGAGCGCCCAUACGGCGUCUAGGCAGCCCCAGCAGCAGCAUGCGCCGCCACUGCAUCAAGCGAGGCUCUCAGUGGACCCCGACCCCAGACCCCGGGCUGAGUCGUCAGGGUCUAGUUCUUUGUCUACGAAAGUCCCGCCCGACCCUUUGGCGGGCCAUGGGCAUGCGUCCCAAGACAAAGCAAGAGGAAAAGCUGCAGGUGGAGGAGGUGCAGGAGGUCCUCGAUACAACAACCCUAAUGCCCCCGCUACCAACACCUCAACGGCGAGCCUUCCCCUCCAGUACCCCGGCAACACGCACACCUACGGGGCACGUCUUGAGAACCCCAGCGGUGCUGCCUACGCCAGCAGGUACAAGCCUUACGAGGAUGCAGACCGUGGCAUGUCUAUGGAGGCGCAGCAAUCACUCAAUCACUCCUCAACAGCUGCUCAGUAUUACUCAUCGUCUGCCAUGAACGCGAUGCUGCAACAGCAGCAUUAUCAGCAGCACCUGCAGCAGCAGACGAAGCAGCAGCAGUCUCAGAAACAGCCUCAGGGAAGCAGAGCUACAUCCUCCAAAGAGAAGAACGCUCGCAAGGCAGAGCUCAAGUACCUGGCCACGAAAGGGUCAGAGCAGCUGUUUGCGGCACCCAAGCCUGAACGCUCUUACAAUGUCGCCCAUCCAAUCGAGGAAUCAAUGACAUAUAUAAAGCGGGUCAAAAACCCGUACGCUUCCGUCGAGUAUUUAGACUCUUUGGAGCAGAAUCCGUCGAGGAAUAUGCAGGAAUCAUUGAAGGAAGAGCAUACGUCGACCUUAACUAACGGCAGCAGAGAAUGGGGCCGCGCUGGAUUCGAGUAUAUGCCAAAAUCUUCGCCGUCUUCGAAUUCUGUUCAAUCUUCUCACGUUAGUAGAGCUCCUGACGAUGACGCACUAGACCUCUCAAUAAAGACUUUACGGAAGACUCCAGAUUCAACAGCCCCGGACUUCGACUCUGGUGGAGCCCUGAACUUGGUAACGAAACCACAAGCAACUUCGUCGAGCCAAGUUUCCAGUACGGAAACGAUGAUGCCUCAUGAGCGAGAUACCCCGCAGUACUCUACCAACCCAUUCUGCGAUGACGCGAACUACGUGGCCAAGAAGUCCUUCAAACGUUCUGCAGAGAUGCCUGAUGAAGGGGCGUAUAAAAAAUCAAGAAUAGAGGGUCCUGGGAGGCACGACCUCUCAAGAGCCCCCGACGUGACGGUGGACCCACGUAACCCUGCUCACCAAGGAUCAAAGGAACGCGCGCGCUACAAAGGUAACAGCAGACCUGCUUACGAGCAGGAUAAAGCUCACUACCAGAAUGCUUAUUUCCUCGGCUAUGGACAGUCCAUGAUAGGGGUUGCCGGGGACCCCAUGCCCGCCAAUAUGCUCGCCGAGUUCAUGAAGGUGACGGAGUCAACAGUAACUGCGGUGGAGCGUAAGCCCCGAACUGUGUACGAGUCACUGGGCGGGGAACUGAGCAUUACUUUGGCUAGUCAAUCACCAAAUGCCCGCAGCCUGAAGUCGGAGGAGAAUAAAGCUCGUUCAUCAUCCGUCAGCAUGGCAGGCUUCGCACAUGGCGGCAUGAUGGCCGUGCCUUCGCGUGUGCCCAGCAGCACGUAUGCCGCACAGCACAUGACCGCCGAGGCGGCCGCCUCCCUCAUGGCGGACGAGCGGACCAUCACUCGCUUACCCCAUCGCAGUGUGGUCAUGGCCGCCAUGGCCACCAGCUCCGCGGAUGUCGCCAUUUCUUCGUCCAGCGUGGAUAAUUUGUCCUACGGGAAGGACAGAGGCCUCGGUCCUCAACCCAACGACCAAUUCGCUUUUGCUGCCCCCGUCAGGCUGUCGCCGUUGGCGAGGCAGUCGCCACAAUCUUCAGCCCCGCAUAACCCCAGUAGAUCCCCGCAGGUCUCAAUGUCUUCCUACUCCGAAUACUCUACCCAGGGCGUUACUGGCUAUUCUAGACAAUCUCCACAAGCCCGGCAAUCCCCAUCGUACCCCAUCGGACAAUCUAGUCGAACUUCUCCUCAAACGCGUCAAUCCCCACAAAGCUCUCAUCACCCCAGACAGUCUGCACCAGCACACUCCAAGUUGCCAUCUCCCAGCUGUUAUCCCCACGAACCUCGCCCAUCUGAUCAGAUAGCAAAAUAUUCUUGUUUUCCUGACGAUCAAGAAGUAGGGAUAUCAAGGGACGCCGUGAAUACAUCCUCAACGAGCGCAUCUUCUUUGCACCCUCGCACGUCUUCUCCGUCCACAUCCCUGUCCAGGACCUCGAAACAUUUGUCCCUCCCCCCCAGUCCCCUGCUUGGUCAUGUCCCCGCCGAGCACCCAAGUCGUCCUUCCCCCCAAUCACAGGACACCUCCUUCAUCCUGCCCAGGUCAGCGCCACCUUCCUUCCGGCAGUCUCCUUACUCCUCAGAAGGAGGACGUGGUGGGGAUGUUAGUCCUCACCAUCCUUCGCCACAGCCCAUCGCUUCCGAGUCUUCGGUCCAAAUAAAUCGCAGUUUGCGCACUUCGUCAGGCCACGUGACUCUUCCUCCUCACAUCUUCCCGUCUCCUCGCGCUACGUUACCUUCAACCACAUCCACCAAUCCUAUUCUCUCAAAACCACUCCAUUCCUCUUCAAAUACGCAAGCCACACCUCCUAUCAACAGCACUCCUCACCCGACAUCUUCCCCUAAUCCUAAUGCCCAGCACGUCACAGCUACAUCAGAAGUGGAUCACCCUGACCCACUAAGGAAAUACCCGCCGAGAGAACCCCCAGAGCCGCCCCCCGGCGACCUGCCCGGACAAAUGGCGGACCAAAAUGGCGUCGGCGAGCUGCUGCUGAGGUGCAAGGAAGAGCCAUCCGAUGCCACCGAUUCUUGCAAUUCUGUUCCAUCAGAAAUAUCGAAAACAGAUUCACCUAAAACCCAGAUAAAAACGGAGACGAUUGUUACAGCUGUUGAAUGUAGCGUUGAGACGCCCUCUCACUCUGUUGAUUUUCCUGCGUCUGUUUGCGGUCGUGGCGCAGAAGGUGUCAUUCCAAACGGGAACGCCUCUGCGACCAAGACGCCGCCUUUCCAGACUCGCGACUGGGAGAACAGGAGCCUGGGCGCCUACGAGCUGGUGAAACCCAAAGUGGAAAUAGAGUAUGACUACCGGACACCAGCAAUGUCCACUUCAACAGAAAAUAGUGUCGCCUCCCACAGCAGCUUGAUGAACGCACCUGAAACAAAACCAUCAGCCGCUGAGAAAAAGAAAGGCAAAUCAAAAUUAUCACACGAAUCGCCGUCUUCUACCUCAAAGUCUGGACCUAAAAAUCCCCAAGUUAAGUCUGGGCCUGGCAAAGCUUCCCAAAAACCCGCAUCUGGGGCACCCUGGUCUCAUCAGAUGCCCCCACACGUGACACCCAAGUCCUCAAACUCAUCUUCUAAAUCCCCACGACCUGCAUCACAUUCACCCCACCCUGCUGGCCCCUUGGUCUCUUACUACCCCUACCCAGAAUAUGGGUACCCUGCGGCUCAGGAGUAUCCUCGAGGACUCUAUUUCCCUGACGCCCAUGCCAUGGGGAACAAUCCGGAGUACAACAAGGCAGAUCCUACGCGAUCCUCAGCCCCUGGAGCGGCAAAGCCGCAAAAGUCAUCGACAAGCAAGCCACCGAAGAAACCUAGUGCCGUUUCCCCUCGAGCAUCUGUCAACCCAGCAGCAUCUGUCAACCCAGCGACACCUGUCAAGAGUGAGGUGCCACAGCACUCGUACCCCUACCCCAGCUACCCUGCAGGCCCCUAUGGGCGUCACCAGUACGGAGCACCGAGAAGCCAAACAGCCCCUGGUGACUAUCACCCCCUCGGGAUGUCCGACCACGCGUUGCGUUACCCGACUUAUUCAGGGGAUCCUUCAGUCCCCCCUCACGGGUAUUCUGCAGGUCUGCGGGAAGGGCCUGAGGGCAUCGCAGAAGGAGCUUAUUAUGGCACCUAUGACCCCGCCUACCCUGGCCGCAGCUCCUCUCAACUCACCCCCCAACAGGAGGGGAAGAGCGUGGCGAAAAGUGUCGCCUCAGUUCAUCCAUCAUCAACCGAUCAUAUGUCUUCUCAUCCAUCCCCCCACAGACUUGCGCAUCCGUCGGCUUACUCAUACGCGUCACCACAUUCAGUUGUCCGUCCUGCUUAUCCUCAUCCACACGCUCCUCAUCCACCAGCUCAUGGAGAGACUCAAUCUGCAGCUCAUUCCUCUAUUCAUCCACCAGCUCGUCCCUCUGUUCAUCCCCAAGCUCAUCCAUCUUAUCAGUCGAAUCAAUCAUCUUCUCAUCGACCUUCUUCAUCCUCUCACCCUUCACCUCACCCUUCUCCUCAUCCAUCUUCUCAUCCAUCCCCUCACCCUUCAUCACAUCCACCUACACAUCCACCUACACAUCCACCU